This is a messenger RNA of Hibiscus syriacus, 1519 nucleotides long. RefSeq names its product 1-aminocyclopropane-1-carboxylate synthase-like. The record is from RefSeq and is a predicted model, not a curated record. The transcript is spliced from 4 exons. Gene Ontology annotation, molecular function: transaminase activity; pyridoxal phosphate binding. Gene Ontology annotation, biological process: biosynthetic process; amino acid metabolic process. The coding region runs from base 1 to 1470 and encodes 489 amino acids. Lineage: Eukaryota; Viridiplantae; Streptophyta; Magnoliopsida; Malvales; Malvaceae.
AUGGAGUUUACGAGAAAAAACAGUCGGCAGCUCUUGUCCAAGAUAGCCACUAACGACGGACAUGGCGAGAACUCGCCGUAUUUCGAUGGAUGGAAAGCGUUCGAUAGCAACCCUUUUCACCCAACACAGAAUCCUCACGGUGUCAUUCAGAUGGGACUUGCUGAGAAUCAGCUGUGCUUUGAUUUGAUCAAAAAAUGGAUACUGGAGAACCCCGAUGCUUCCAUCUGCACCGCCGAAGGCAUCGAUAAGUUCAGAGAUAUCGCCAUCUUUCAGGAUUAUCAUGGCCUCAAGGAGUUUAGAGAGGGAGUAGCGAAAUUUAUGGGAAGAGUAGGCGGAAACCGGGUCACAUUUGACCCGAACCGUAUAGUCAUGAGUGGCGGGGCCACCGGUGCUAACGAGACCGUCAUGUUUUGUUUGGCCGAUCCAGGCGACGCUUUUCUUGUGCCUUCACCUUAUUAUGCGGGAUUUGCUCGGGAUCUAAGGUGGCGCACUGGGCUGGACAUAGUUCCAGUCGACUGCAAAAGCUCGAACAAUUUUCGUAUAACAAGAGCUGCACUCGAAGAAGCCUAUGAAAAAGCUCAGAAAUCGAACAUCAAUGUCAAAGGCGUCAUCAUAGCCAACCCUUCGAACCCUCUAGGCACAGUUCUCGACAAAGAGACAACGAGAAGCUUGGUCAGUUUUAUAAACGACAAGAGCAUCCACCUCGUCUGCGACGAAAUCUAUGCCGCCACGGUGUUCGGCUCUCCUCGGUUCAUCAGCAUCGCCGAGAUCAUACAAGACAUGGACUGCGACCGUGACUUGAUUCACAUUGUUUACAGCUUGUCAAAAGACAUGGGGUUCCCUGGUUUUCGGGUCGGUAUCGUUUACUCUUUCAACGACGAUGUUAUGAAUUGUGCCCGAAAGAUGUCGAGUUUCGGAUUGGUUUCGUCUCAGACACAGUUUCUGCUCGCUGCGAUGUUGAACGACGAAGAGUUCGUCGGGAAUUUCUUAAGGGAGAGUUCGAAGCGGUUAGCCAAAAGACACAAUGUGUUCACUAAGGGACUCGAACGAGUCGGGAUUUCGAGCUUAAAAAGCCAUGCCGGUUUGUUUUUCUGGAUGGACAUGCGACCACUCCUCAAAGAACAAACCGUCAAAGCCGAAAUAGAGCUAUGGCGUGUGAUAAUCAACAAAGUGAAACUCAACGUCUCUCCGGGCUCGUCUUUCCAAUGCUCGGAGCCUGGCUGGUUCCGCGUCUGCUUCGCGAACAUGGACGACGAGACGGUCGAAGUAGCGCUCGAGAGAAUCCGAGACUUUGUUCUUCAAGGAAAGGAAAAGAAUCAUGCAUCAGAGAAAUCCAAGCACUGGAAAAAUCAGAACCUUCGCCUUAGUUUCUCUUCGUCUAGGUUAUACGACGAGAGUCUCAUGUCUCCGCACAUGAUGUCGCCUCAUUCCCCGAUUCCUCGGUCACCCCUCGUUCGAGCCAGAAAUUAAAAUAAACCCUAAUAAUUAUAACGUAUAUGUAGGUUUGCAUGCACGCCUA